Nicotiana attenuata is the source of this 1766-nucleotide messenger RNA. Its product is annotated as probable magnesium transporter NIPA3. Gene Ontology annotation, cellular component: membrane. Gene Ontology annotation, biological process: magnesium ion transport. Bases 444 to 1484 code for a protein of 346 amino acids. NCBI's taxonomy places the organism in Eukaryota, Viridiplantae, Streptophyta, Magnoliopsida, Solanales, Solanaceae. The transcript has 9 exons. The record is from RefSeq and is a predicted model, not a curated record. Gene Ontology annotation, molecular function: magnesium ion transmembrane transporter activity.
UAAUUAAUUAUUAACAACAAAAAGCUAAAAAGGAAGAUCAAUCUCUGUCACUCUCAGUACAUGCGAUCCAAGAAGAAAGCAGAGCAUAAAGACUCGACUCUUGUCGUCUUCUUCCACUUUAUUUAUCCCCAGAUCCAUCACUCCUUUAUUUCCCCCACUUUGUUCAUUUUCAAAAUUACCUCUUAAAAACUCCCAAAAAAAAAAAAAAAAGAAAAAAGAAAAAGUGACCAAUGUGCCCCCACUACUUUUUCUCAAUCAUUUUGGGAUCUUCAUGGUUAAUUGUGUCAAUUCACCUGAGAUUUUGAUGGUGAAUUGUUCAUGGGAAAAUGGGUUGCUGAUGGAAUGGCAAAAGAGUGUUUCUGUGUUACUGAAGCUUUUGGAUUAUUGAAGAGAAAAAAGGAACAGUUUUUGUUGUUUUUAAAUUGUUGUGUGGAAGUGGAUAUAUGGGGAGUUCACAGCAGCCAACUAGCUUUGGGGACCCUCAAGAAAUUUCCUCUGAUAAUGUUAAAGGCCUGUGCUUGGCUAUCUCUUCUAGUUUGUUUAUUGGCUCCAGCUUUAUCAUCAAGAAAAAGGGUCUUCAAAAGGCUGGUGCUUCUGGGGUCAGGGCAGGCGCUGGAGGCUAUUCUUACUUGCUGGAGCCACUGUGGUGGGCAGGAAUGAUAACAAUGAUUGUUGGAGAAAUUGCUAACUUUGCAGCUUAUGCAUUUGCACCUGCUGUCCUAGUCACUCCUCUUGGUGCUCUCAGUAUUAUUAUCAGUGCUGCACUUGCACAUAUGAUAUUGGGAGAAAAAUUACAUAUUUUUGGAAUGGUUGGUUGUGUUCUAUGCAUUGUGGGCUCAACAACCAUUUGUUUACAUGCUCCUCAAGAACGUCAAAUUGAGUCUGUAAAGGAACUUUGGGACCUUGCCACGGAACCUGCGUUCCUCCUAUAUGCAACUUUGGUUAUAGUGGCAGUUGUCAUAAUCAUUGUCCAGUAUAUUCCAAAAUAUGGACAAACUCAUAUAAUUGCUUACAUUGGAGUUUGCUCACUUGUUGGUUCUAUUGGGGUUAUGAGUGUCCGAGCACUAGGAAUAGCAUUAAAAUUAACAUUCUCUGGAAUGAACCAGAUGCUGUAUCCUCAAACAUGGGUCUUUGCAGUAGUCAUGGCAACAUGUGUGUUUACACAAAUGAACUACCUAAACAAGGCUCUUGAUACAUUUAACACAGCGCUUGUAUCACCAAUAUACUAUGUGAUGUUUACAUCACUGACAAUAGUCGCCAGUGUCAUCAUGUUCAAGGACUGGAGUGGGCAAACUGCAAUUCAAAUCAUCACGGAACUCUGUGCGUUUGUGACCAUUUUGUCAGGCACCUUUCUUCUUCACAAAACCAAAGACUUGGUUGAUGUUUCUUCACCAUCUGUGUGCAUGCGAUAUCCUAAGCAUGAUGAAGAAGAAUCAGAUGAAGAAGGCAGCAUUCCUCUGAAGCAUCGAGAAAGCAUGCGAUAGCUAACAUUUUUGUUGGGAAAAAUGGCAACUAUUGACCCUUUAGGUAAUGGAAUAGUAGGCGCUAUAUUAGUUUGUACAUAUAACUAGUCCAGGACAAAGUGCAAGUGGGAGUCCAAUUAAUUACCAGUGUAUCAUUCUUGUCAUUGGUGUUGGAACUCAUGACAUUGAAGAAAUUUUAUCUAAGCAGUGAGUGAUAUAUUCAUGGUAUAUAUAUUCAGAAUGUUCACACUUGACAAACUUGGAAUGGCAAAUUUUAUAAUCAAUUUUAGCCUUCUCACGGCA